Messenger RNA from Drosophila willistoni, 2556 nucleotides. RefSeq lists its product as uncharacterized. The record is from RefSeq and is a predicted model, not a curated record. Gene Ontology annotation, cellular component: nucleus. Bases 83 to 2413 code for a protein of 776 amino acids. Lineage: Eukaryota; Metazoa; Arthropoda; Insecta; Diptera; Drosophilidae. The transcript has 7 exons.
UAUAUUCUUGGUUGUUCGCAAGAUCGUUUUUGCGCUGCUUUUUGUUUAAUUGGCAAAACUCACGUGGGGAAUCUGUCUAAGCAUGGACAUAGAUAGAGCAAGGAUCAAACAGGAGGUGGAUGACGACAUCGACAUGGAUUUCGAUGGCGUGAAAAUCAUAAAAGAGGCCACCAAUAUGAUAACGGUGAUUGCUAACGAUCACAAAUCGGAGGAUGAGAGGAAAUUUAUUGAAAGCUUGGCUAGCAUUAAUCCUGAUCAGUUAUUCACCGAAUCAUCUAGAAAUUAUUUAUGCAAAUUUUGCCAAGCCUCAUUCAGGAUUCGCCUGGAGUACGAUGCGCACAUGGUCAAUCAUAAAAUGAAUCGUCAUUUUUGUCGUUUCGGCUGUUCAUUUUGGUGCGAUUCGUUGGAGCAAAUUCUAGAACAUGAAUACAAAAAUCAUUCCCAGGGGUUGAAAAAAUUUUGUUGCCGGGUCUGUGAUUCUAUUCUUCCCAGUGCCAAUGAUCUUACAAAGCAUAUGCUAAUUCAUGUAUAUGGGCAACGUUACGUUUGUGCCUUGUGCCGCAGACAUUUUGAGUCCCAUCAAGGCUUACAACUGCAUCGUAAGCAUAGUAAGGAAAUUUGCGGUCAGAUUGAAUCCAUAAAUGGUGUUUCCCAUCGAAUUGAGCUGGUUGCCACUGCAGAGAAAUGUCAGUUACCAGCUGAGCUAUUAUGUGAUGUUCAAAUCAAAGAGGAACCCAAGGACUAUGUUGAUGAUGAUAGCGAGCACGAAAUUCGAAUUAAGGAAGAACCCAUGGAUGAGGAAGAGGAAUCUCCGAAGUUGACUGCAAGCAUUAAACCAAAUUUGGGCUUGGAUUGGCGUAGCAAGUUGCGUUUGCCGGCCCUAAAGCCAAAGCCGGAACUAAUGACCUCAGCGCCCACCCAAUCGAAUUUAAAGAUUGUCAAUUGGAAUAAUCAAUCAGCCACCAAUACUGCCAUACUUAAAAGACCAAAUAUAUUGAAAACGAAUUCAAACUCAAAUUCUAUUUACAACAACAACAAGAAACCUUUGAUUGCUGAAAAUAUAUUACAAAUGUUGCCCAGCAAUUUUAUGGUUAUAAAACUUCCACCAAAUACAAAAAUUCUAAAAUUACCACGAGAAGUGAAUAAAACCACAUUGAAACAUUCCUCAAUAACAACGCCAGGCAGCGUACAAAUCACACAGGUUGUUAAACAAGAUAUUCAAAAUAUAAACUCAUCUACUGUUGACUCAAACAGUGUUAAAGUAGUCUCAUCUCCGCCAAGAAAUAAUAAUCGCUUGGGGACCUUUCACCAGGAAGCCUUUUAUGAUUUGGAAAGUCGACCAGAGUCAAGGAAAAUGAUUGAAGAAAUUCAAAAUCAAAUUCGUAGUAUUGAGAGAACAUUACCCAUACCUGGAAGUGUAUUGCAAACGAAAACAAAGAGAUCUUUCUUUGUGCAUAGCAAAAACCUGUCCACUGAUGAUAAGAAAGAUGAGCCCACUAAAUUGGAAUUAUUAUUAAAUCCAGCAUGCAGCAAUGUGUGGCAAACACUAUUUGAAAAAUAUCCCAAUUAUUGCUUCUUUUGGGCCUGUCCCAUGUGCCCCACUUCUUGUGAACAGGCUCAAGAUUUGCGCCGUCAUUUAAGCCGCAUGCAUAGCAUGAGUGAUGAUAAAUUGAAUACUUUAAAGGUGACGCUGCUACCAAAAAAAGUAGUCUUGGAUGGAGAGGAGCAACUAAAGCCAUCGAUUCAGUCAGGGAAAAUUUCUGUGGCUCCUCAAUUGACAGCAAAUGCAAGUCCAGUCAAUGAAAAUUUGCAAGUCUCAUCCCCUGAACCACCAAUUUCGAAAUCUUCAAGUGUGCCAAAACCCAAAGCAACUGCUUCACAGCAGCAGCAUGAGUGUAAUGAAUGUUCCAAAACGUAUACUACAUCGGGAGCUUUAAGGAUUCAUAAGAUGAUCCAUACGGGUGAAUUGCCCUAUAAGUGUAAUUUCUGUGACAAACGUUUUCGCACGCCGGGCCAGGUGAAAGUUCAUCAUCGUCGUCAUACAGGAGAGAAGCCCUUCAAAUGCAAGAUCUGCUCCUUGGAUUUCACUCAUCGCGAGACUCUCAUUUCGCAUCUCUCGCGUCACAUUGGAAUGAAACGUUACAAGUGCUAUGGAUGUGAUAAGUACUUUGUGGUUGUAAGCGGUCUACGGGCUCAUCGUCGCCUCCGCCCGGACACUUGUGGCAAGGUGAAAUUUACAGCUCGUGCGCAUGGUCCGCGUGUGCGUGUAAUCAAGGGCGAGGUGAUAUUCGAGGGACAUCCCGAGCACAAUGGCUACUUGCGUAGUGAGGAUCCAUUGAAAAUUCUGUCGGAAAUGAAUCAGACCGACACAAUGACAGUCGAGGAUGACGAUAAGGAGGCCGAAGGCGUUUAAAAUUAAUUAUUGAUUACUACUAUUAAAAAUAGAAUUAAGCGUUUAUACUCAAAAACGUAUAAUGAAGCCAUUGAUAUAUACCUACUGUUAUUUUGUAUUAACAACCUGAAUAUAAUAAAAUUCUCGAUCAUUUUUUUGUAUAA